UGUGCGCGAGUCGAGGUGGGCGGAGUUAUCAAAACACAAUGAUUUUAUUGGAUGGCAAGAAGGACGAGGUUAACCAAGGAAAACUAAGCGAAAAAGGAAGCUACACUGCGUCACUCGGACGAGGAUGGCAUCCCCUGAGAUAUCAUCACUGUCAUGGGGACACAUGAAGGUCAAAGGCUGUGCUACUGCAUAUAAGGAUUGUAAAGUCUGGCCUGGAGGGAGUCGUGCCUGGGAUUGGAGAGAAACCGGUACUGAUCACCAUCCAGGAGUGCAGCCAGCAGACUUGGACGAGGUCUUGAGAAAAGGAGUGGAGAUUCUCAUUAUUGGACGUGGAAUGAGCGAAGCUUUACAGGUGCCUGUAAAUACACUAGACUAUAUAAAGAAGCAAGGAGUGAAUGUUAAAGUGUUUCAGACAGAGAAGGCGGUCAAGGAGUACAAUGAUUUGGCUUGCCAGGGUCACAAAGUCGGAGGGGUCUUUCAUUCAACAUGCUGAGGAGUUGAAAAGAAAAAAUGCUGCUUACAAACAUCUCCUGCAUGUGCAAAAAUCAAAAUUCAUUUCAAGGCAAGCAAAAUGCACAUUAGAUUUUUUUUAGUUUGUUAAUGUAUCUGAAAAAAUGUAAUUUCUCAAAGUGAUCUGUGUAUUUAAUGUCUCUGCAGAACAGCCACCUACACUGGCAGAGUAAAGUGAGGAUCUAAGGGACAUCUUUGAAUUUAACUUUACACAGUAAACAUGCAAUGUCAAGUUACAUUAUUUAACAUUCUAGAAUCGAACCCUUUCACUUUAAAGAUUGCUGGGCUCAUCAAACACAAGGGGCAAAAGGAUAUAAAAAAAAAAAAAAAAAAACGAACAAAAUGAAGUGUGCUGUGUAGUGAAAAACAUUCAU
This is a messenger RNA of Erpetoichthys calabaricus (reedfish), 884 nucleotides long. RefSeq names its product adipogenesis associated, Mth938 domain containing (gene aamdc). Gene Ontology annotation, cellular component: cytoplasm. NCBI's taxonomy places the organism in Eukaryota, Metazoa, Chordata, Cladistia, Polypteriformes, Polypteridae. The record is from RefSeq and is a predicted model, not a curated record. Gene Ontology annotation, biological process: positive regulation of fat cell differentiation. Bases 125 to 493 code for a protein of 122 amino acids. The transcript has 4 exons.